Messenger RNA from Tribolium castaneum (red flour beetle), 3481 nucleotides. RefSeq names its product cropped (gene crp). The transcript is spliced from 4 exons. Gene Ontology annotation, molecular function: protein dimerization activity; DNA-binding transcription factor activity, RNA polymerase II-specific; RNA polymerase II cis-regulatory region sequence-specific DNA binding. The coding region runs from base 387 to 1466 and encodes 359 amino acids. Lineage: Eukaryota; Metazoa; Arthropoda; Insecta; Coleoptera; Tenebrionidae. The record is from RefSeq and is a predicted model, not a curated record. Gene Ontology annotation, cellular component: nucleus. Gene Ontology annotation, biological process: regulation of transcription by RNA polymerase II.
GCCGCCAGCUGGCAGACGAACAUUUGCUCCCGACGACUUUCCUCCGCGCCGUAAAUAGUACCCCAAUGUAACGGCCCUUAAAGUCGCCCUAGAGUAGGUUUUUUCGAAAUUAGUGAGACGUUUCGCGUGUGUUGUGCCCUUUAGUGGCGUGUUGUGCCGCAAACGCGGGCCUUUUGCCUCAAGUGGCGUAAUCAAGCGUGCGUAUGAAUAUUACAUUGGCGUCAACCAGGCCUCAGCUGUUUCCCGCCAAACGCCGCUACCAGAAAACCGCUGUGAGGCGUAGCGUAUGUUUGUCAUCCCGCGCUCCAGCGUACUAUUAGUGAAAAAGUGAGUAAAUUUUUUGCUUGAAAGCGGGCGAAUUGUCGGCGGCUGGGGUUGCGAAGAUUAUGUCUGUUUAUGUCGACGAGGAGCAGCUAGUGUUCGACUGUGAGAAAAAGGAGCUUUUGGGCAACAGCGCGCCGAGUCGAAUAAACAAAGGCGGUGAACCACCCACGGCGACGAUGGAGGCCGAAAAGAGAAUCAGGAGAGAAAUCGCCAACAGCAACGAAAGGCGGAGGAUGCAGAGCAUAAAUAAUGGUUUCCAAUCUCUCAGGUCCUUGUUGCCGCAUCACGAGGGAGAAAAAUUAAGCAAGGCUGCAAUUCUGCAACAAACCGCCGAAUACAUCUACUCUCUUGAGCAGGAGAAAACGAGACUGUUGUCGCAGAACUGCCAGCUGAAAAGACUCGUUAGUCAACAUGAAAGCGGUGGCGGCGAAUUGCCACCGAAGAAGCGCAAGACUGAAAUUAUUUUACCCACAAUAACGGCCGAAUCCUCUGACGAAGGGCUCGGGUCCAUGUCCCCGGAGCCGGUGGGCCUUAUCACAGUCAACGUCACCUCCGAAUCUCCUGCGGAAUUACGAAGGCAGCUGGAGCGGGAACGGGGGCUUCGGAUGGUGCUUGAAGAGCAAGUGCGUCAAUUUGAAAGCCAAAUCUACCACCAGCAGCAAAAUACUCAACCCCAUACCAUCUACCAAGUGGAGGGUACGGAAGAGUUAGCCCUCCAGUUAGUGAGCGCUGAGUGUUUGCCGCCAGUGGGACACACGCAGACGGUGGUGUGUUCGCCCCCUGUCUCACGAAGCCCUAGUCCUGAACCGGAACAAAGGCUGCCUUCGGUGCUGGAGGCGGCGAUCAAGGCCGAGCCUAAGGUGGAGGUGGAGCGCCUGCCGUCGCCAAACCCGGGCCACGAGGACGCCGCCCCUCGCCUAUACGCCGCCAACACCUCGCGCCAGAACCUGGAGACCAUCGUCGAGGCGAUCCGGCACCUGGAGGGCGACCACAUGUUCGGCGACGAGCCGCUGUCGCAGGAGGUGCCGCUCGCGUUGACGAAGAACGAGCGGAUGAACACUCUGGUGGAGUUCAGCGCAGCGAUGGUCCAACAAAGCCAGCAGUCGCGGCCUGGGGUUAUUGUAGUCAAGCAGGCUUCGUGAUCCCGCAUCAUACAUUUCGCACGUUCGUAUUCCUGUAACGUGCCAACAAACAGCAUCCCGGAAGGGAAGUCGGGAUCUGUCUCCAACAAAAGCAAACAGUGUUAGGUCGGCCUGCUGCCGCUGCUGAAACGCCGCCGUUGUGUUCCUACAUCGUAAAAUGCGGACGGCGGAGGGAGAAUGGGACGGCGGCCGGCCAAGGUUUUUGAAAAUUCAGAUUUUUUAUAAUAUGACGGUUUUUUUACGAUUUUUUUUUGUUACUUAAAAAUAAAGUAAUGUUUCUUUUUAUUUGAAACGCCAAAAAUAUAUUUAUCAUAAAAUUAGAAAUUGUAGUGAAAUUGUGUUCCUUUUGUACAUAUAUUUUAACUUUAGGGAAGACGCCGUUAGGUCGGCGCUUAGACAUAGCUGUAUUGUAGCACUUCAGGUCCAGUCAUCAAACACUUGAAAAAAGGGGCGCUACUGACUAUUUUAAAACUAUUUAUCGACCUGUUCUAAAAUCAUCCAAUUAAUAAAUCAAUUUUUUCAUAAGAAAAUAUAGACAAAUUCUGAAACAAAAAAACAUUAUGAACUGAUUUCUGUGAUUAUUAAUUUUUGAUAUACAAUAGACUCGUAUGUGGUUUAAAGGCAUUGACAAUUUUAUUUUUUUAUGAGAUUAAUUUGAACGUUGUUUUAUCAUAGAAAAAAACACGUUACUCAAUACGAAUUGAUAGCCGAAAUUGUUACAUUACUCAAUUGGGGCAAAAACCAAGCUGGCGCCCCUUUUGCCUCUCGUGGUUGGGCUGCAUAGAGAAUUACGUUUCAUUUCAGUUCGUUUGUUGUUUUCUUUGUUCGAGAUUGUGUUUUUCCAAAUGUAUAUACUAAAAAAUUAGUAUACGUAUAAUGAAGUUUGAGAAUAUUAAUGAUUGUUUUUCGUUACAUUAGUAGGAUAAUUGAGUUCUGAUGCUGAUGAUCAGGGCACAUGCCGACACACAUUCAAAUAGUAAUAAUGUGGUGGCAAGAGAUCCCGUUUGUUGCCUCUCUGUGAACUGUACUUCUGUCAUACCUGCAUGAGUGUGUAUUUGGAGUGUGCUGAGUUUCUUUUUAUACUAAAAAAAUUUCGAGAAUAAAUUGGUUCCAAGCUUGACUCGGGACAGUACUGAAAUUCUGAGUAACUGCGAUAAAAUGAGUAAUAAAUUAGAUUAGGUAGGGUUUGGAAAUGUGACUUGUGUGGUGGCCGUUGUUUAUAUUUUUGCCGAAGUAGGAAAUUGUUGAAGGGGUUCUAGUGAAGGGAAGGUGACCACCCGCAAGGUCUUGUUGUUGGUUGGGAGUUGAGUGUCUGUCUACUUGCAUCAUCCAAUCGAACGGUUAGGAAAAUUUUGCACUCAGUCGUGGCUGUUCAGAGAAAGUUCCUCGAUUUUCCGUUCAUUUAUUUACGUUUACAUUUUUACGUUUAGCUUUCAGGGCAAGGCUUCUCUUUUUACCCCUAAGUAUUUACAGUUAUGCAAGACUGGGUGUAGACAUAGUAAUAAUUAUUAUAUAGAUGUACUUCUAAGUCUACUUUGUAACUAUUGGAUGGAUGUAAAGUAAGUCGAUAACUAAAUUAACGUUUCUUUGAUUGGUUCCCAUUAUUACUGUGAUUGUAUUUAUAUAAAAAUUGAUAACAUUAUAAUGCUAAUUUAGUAUAUGUACUAGCCACAGGCUAUUUUGCGGGCUUGUAUCUGUUGAAACUGUUGCUUUUCAUACAGCACUCCAUUAUUGUAUGUGUUAGCAGCAACUGAUUAUCACAAAUGAUGAUCAGUCGCUGAUUAUGUCUUUCGUUGAAGCUCCAAUGUUAUUGCAACAUACAUUUUAUUUUGAGUUUUUACACGUUUUCAAAACAAUUUUAUGUUGCAGUAACUUUGAUCGUUUCUGAUAAGGUCUGGUCCGACAAAAUAAUCACUGCACACAUUAACUUAUUAUGGUUAUGUGCUUCGAUCAUUAUGUUGUGUCGCUUGUAUAAAAACAAAAUAUUUCAAUAAAAUAUUAUAAAUUAUACCAAA